Macrobrachium nipponense is the source of this 3805-nucleotide messenger RNA. Its product is annotated as long-chain-fatty-acid--CoA ligase ACSBG2-like. The record is from RefSeq and is a predicted model, not a curated record. The transcript is spliced from 9 exons. Gene Ontology annotation, cellular component: membrane; endoplasmic reticulum. Lineage: Eukaryota; Metazoa; Arthropoda; Malacostraca; Decapoda; Palaemonidae. The coding region runs from base 310 to 2739 and encodes 809 amino acids. Gene Ontology annotation, molecular function: long-chain fatty acid-CoA ligase activity.
AACAGCAAGUGAAGUCUGAAGCUUUCGAGUUUCGUCGACUUCGAGGGAUUGUGUUAGUCUGUACAGCGUACGGGCCAGACGUAGCCGGUUCGGUUCAGCGACAGUUUUUCUUGUGCAUUUGUGAGCUGUGAAAUAAUACCGCCAUUCUGGACAGUUCGUACCUGGAGUUUACAAGAAUCUUCGAUCAGCAGCAACCACAAACCACCAGCUCACAAAAGCGACGUCGAAUCCUGCAGACACAACUCUCUAAGCCUUGGUGUUAUCAGCAGCUCAAAGCCGUGGCAGCCUAAGUCAGAAGUCGGCAGCAAAAUGGCACCUGAUCCGAGAGGACAAGAGGAUUCUGGCACUGUGGGUUCGAUUAUUGCUGGCCACAGGAUUUCUCUGAAUGUUCAUUACGAUACUGACUCACAGCCUGUGGACAAGAUGGGCGAAGGCGUCACUCCCUUGGAAGAGAGAGUGGCAAGCACGGGUGCUCUGUCCUGUGAGGCCCCUCUCCAGCUCUCGCCAGAUCCUGUCCUCAGUCAGAGCGAUCCGGAAACCGAGAAGGUCACACACAUUGAUCAAGUUGUGGUGGAUGAUAAAGGAGAGAUUGAGCAGGAAAGCCUCAAGUCCUCAGUGCCGUCCUCCUCCUCAUUCUCGGAGCCUCGACCAGAUACUCCGGAGACGACUUCGGCUCGCUCUGAAUCCCCCGAGUGCUCCCCGUCAGUUGCUCCAUCGCAGCAUUUCGCCGACUCGAGACCAAGAACGGAAAUGUUCAAGUCGCCAAGUAAACAGGCCGAGUAUCUUAAUGGACCAGAUCAGCUUGUUCCUUCAGAUGCCAUAAAAACCUGGGAACCAACUGGAGCAGUUAAGCUCAAAAUUGGGGACCAGGGUGUUUCAGCCCACACGCCAAUAUCUGUACCAACUCUUUUAAAGAAAGCGGCUGACAAAUACCCCCUCACAAAUGCAAUGUGCGUCAAGAGAGAUGGCGUCUGGAAAGGGACAACCUACAAAGAAUAUUAUGAUCAAGUUCGAACCAUGGCAAAGGCUUUUAUUAAGCUUGGUCUAGAGAGAUUUCAUGGGGUGUGCAUACUGGGUUUCAACUCUCCUGAAUGGUUCAUUUCUGAUCUUGCAGCAAUCUUUGCUGGUGGUUUUGCAGCUGGCAUUUAUACCACAAAUUCUGCAGAGUCUUGUGAGCAUUGUGCAGUAAAUUGUGAAGCUCAAAUCUGGGUGGUAGAGGACCAAAAGCAGCUGGAUAAAGUUCUUAAGAUUCGUGAAAACUUACCCCAUUUGAAAACAAUAAUUCAAUAUUCAGGGAAACCAACUGUCGAGGGAGUUAUAAGCUGGGCUGAGGCUAUGGCGAUUGGAAGGCAACAACCUGACACAGAGUUAGAGCAGAGGCUUUGCCGUAUUGCUGUCAAUCAGUGCUGUACUUUGAUUUACACGUCGGGUACCACUGGCCCCCCAAAAGGUGUUAUGCUCAGUCAUGACAACUUGACUUGGACUGCCCAUGCUAAUUCUGUCAAUGUUGACUUUCAUCCAGGAAAAGAAGUACUGAUCAGUUUUUUGCCACUCUCUCAUGUUGCUGCACAAAUGGCUGACAUUUAUACUUGUAUGUAUGCUGGUGGUACUUGCUAUUUUGCACAACCAGACGCCCUAAAGGGUAGUUUAGGGGCCACUCUGAAAGAAGUGCGACCCACUGUGUUCUUGGGGGUUCCACGAGUUUGGGAGAAGAUUUAUGAAAAGAUGAUGGAAGUCGGUAAGAAGACCACAGGUGUUAAAAGGUCCAUUGCUACCUGGGCAAAGUCAAUUGGACUGGAAGCAAACGAACGUAAACAAAGGCAGGACUUCAGGAAACCUUUCUGCUUCUCUAUUGCUAAUGCUGUUGUUUUCAAGAAAAUCAAGACUGUUCUUGGAUUUGACAGGUGCAGGCUGUUUAUCUCUGCAGCAGCUCCGAUUUCACCAGACAUUGUGAGAUAUUUUCAUAGCCUUGAUAUAACACUAACUGAAAUUUAUGGCAUGUCCGAGUCCUCAGGUCCUCACACUGUUGGCCUAGAAAAAGCAUUUAAGGUUGGCAGCUGUGGUCGCACUCCCCCAGGCUUCUAUACAAAGUUGCACAAUCCUGAUAAAGAUGGCAAUGGUGAAAUAUGCAUGGGUGGUCGCCAUGUUUCAAUGGGCUAUUUGCAUAUGGAAGACAAAACUCAUGAAGCCAUUGAUGAUGAUGGUUGGUUGCACACUGGGGAUAUUGGGAAGCUGGACAGUGACAAUUUCUUGUUCAUUACUGGUCGUCUGAAAGAACUAAUUAUUACUGCUGGUGGAGAGAACGUAGCACCAGUGCUUGUAGAAGAUACUCUCAAGUCAGAGCUUCCUUGCUUGAGCAACUGUAUGCUUAUUGGUGACAAAAGGAAGUUCUUGUCUAUUUUGCUCACAAUGAAGACUAACAUGAAUAUGGAUACAGGAGAACCUUUAGAUGCUUUAACACCAGCAGCUAUAGAGUGGUGCCGCAGUGUAGGAUCUCGAGCAAAUACCAUUCAGGAUGUGUUAGCUGGACCAGAUGUGAAUAUAAUGCGGGCAAUCCAGGAUGGGAUUGAUAGAGCAAAUAAACAAGCUCCUUCAAAUGCCCAGAGGAUACAGAAAUGGACAAUCUUGCCAAAAGACUUCUCCAUACCAGGUGGUGAAUUAGGACCAACUAUGAAAACCAAAAGGCCCCAAGUUGUUUUGAAGUACAGCGAGACUAUUGAAAGGUUUUAUGAAUCUUAGUAUUAUAAUAUGGGGUUGGGGUUGCCUAGUGUGCCUUCAGGACCAAUGGCUAAAGGAUUUUGUAAGCUCAAUUUUAUUUUAUAUAAGGCUAAUGGCAAAACUGAAACUCCUAGUUAUGAUUUCUACCUUAAAUCAAACUCCUAGUUAUGAUUUCUACCUUAAAUCACACUAAGUUUCAUGUUUGGUCCAUGGCACAAGAUGCUGUGUGGUGUCAAUAAGUUCAACCAAAAUAUGACUAAGUUUUUAUAGUACGAGUCCUAAUGUCACUUGACAGAUUGUUGAAAGUAAUUAGUUUUGGUAAGUGGUCAUACUGAAGAUUUUGAAGACUGCCAAAAUAUCUACACAAAUUAAAUUUAGAUAUCAGUGAUGUAGAUUGUGCUUGUGAACAUGAGAAGGUUGAAUUGCUAAAUCUUUAUAUAGCUGAAGUCUAGAUAAUGUGAUACAUAGUGCAGGGGCUGUGUGAUAAAUGUACAGUAUGUUAGUAUGCAUAGAAUCAAAGUAUCUUGAUCGUAAUAUGUCCAAUGUGCCACUGUGUGACUGAAGAUAUUUUAUUUUUAAUAUAUUGGUAACAAUACAGAGUUCAUGUCACUUCCUGCAAUUUAAUCUAAAAUCAAUAUGUAUAGAAUAGUGAUAUUAAUUUGGAUAUAGAGUAUUAAUUUUUUAAAGUUACUGAAGUGUCAAUGUGGAAAUUUUAAUGAUAAUUGGAAAAUGGUAGCAAGAGAAGUCUUUAAACUUGUUUUGCAUUUAGUAAAUGAUUGCAUUUAAAAGAAAGGAAGGUAAACCCUGUAUUGGCCUAUGAACCUGUAUAGAUUCUGUUAUUUAUGUUUAUUUGCUCCUCAAACGCACUAGGGAUAGCAUAGUACUUAAGAUAAUUUUUAAGGAGUUAUUCAACAAUGCAAUCUUUAUGUACCUGUAAAAAUAGCUUGCUUUCCCUUGUGCAAUGUAUGUUUGUAUAUUAAGAUUACCAGACUGUUCAAAGUUGGAUUUAACCUUAUGUAUAUGUAACUGAAUUUGUAUAUGUAACUGAAUUUGUAUAUGUGGAAUUUGUUUAAAAGUCCAAACUCAA